Colias croceus (clouded yellow) is the source of this 1461-nucleotide messenger RNA. RefSeq lists its product as uncharacterized. Lineage: Eukaryota; Metazoa; Arthropoda; Insecta; Lepidoptera; Pieridae. The transcript has 3 exons. The coding region runs from base 232 to 1014 and encodes 260 amino acids. The record is from RefSeq and is a predicted model, not a curated record.
GCAGUGUUGAUAAUUCCGAUCAGUCUUUCUCAAAAUGUCAUGAAGUGCGCACGUAUGUGAGUUUGUGAUAAAAACAAAGCGCGAUUGUGUGUGUGAUUAUCAAUUAAAAACAUUUACCUUAAGUAAAAGGAAUACCAGUGAUUAUCUAUUACUUGAUUAUAGGAUAAAUACAUAGGAGAAGCGCCAUUUUAUCGUGAAUUCUUCCUGCUUGAUUAACAUUUAACGUUCAAGAUGAAGCAGUUACUGUUACUUAUUGGAGUAAUUUGUAUAUUAAGUAUCGAAGCUCGGAAUGUUCAUGAAUCCGAAACCGAUGCGACAAACGACGACUCUGAAGAAAACACACUUCUGAAACAUAUUAGAGAUCAUGCAAAUGGUCAAAUGCGACACAAACGACGUUCAAGACAAUCGCAAUAUGAUUAUUGGAACCCUUAUUCAUUCGAUGUUAGAAGAGAUUACGACAGGCGCCAAGAUGAUGUGCUUGCCCAAAUAUUUAGACAAUUAGAGGAACUGUCUGCUUAUGUCAAACGCCCUCCACCUCCGCCUAUCUACAUACCGUACCCAGUCAUAUAUUCAGUGCCACAGUACAGUCCUUGUAACUGCAAACCGAGCCAACCGAAUAUAACAUUGCCGGAUAGGCUUCCUGAAAUGGAAGACGAAAAUCAAAAUUGGGGCCCCGUACUAGAUGAGACACCGGAAGAGGGUUUCGAUUCUGAUGACGAUGGCACUCGGCCAAUUGUUUUAAAGCCUAUUGGUUCGAAUCGACCCUCACAAAGUCUACCGCCUUUGGAACAUGGCAGCAGUCAAGCUGGGAUGGAAACCACAACUCGAGCAUCAGUCAAGAUGCCUGGAAUGUGCCAAGCUGCUGUACUGUUUUGCUGCAAGUUAGAGCAACAGCAAAAGUGCUUUACUAAAUAUGGUUGUCAAAGGACAUAUCGAUCCGGACAGGCUUGUAGGCCAGAGGUGAUAAAACGCGUUAUAGCAGAAUUCGCUGAAGCAUAUUCUCCCAUGAACUAGUUUUAAGGGUAUGUAUUGUAGUCAUUCAUCAGUAUUCUCUUAAUUUAGAUAGGAUGUAAUUAAAUACGAGAAGAGUACAAUAAAGUGUGUUUCAAGGCGCGAAUUGUAAUAGGGUAAAGUCAUCGAGUACUUAAACCACCAAGCCGAGCCUUUUGUUAUCUAUCGCUAUGAGAAACUUCACAUGGACUGUAUUCAAGUGGCGAUUAACAUAGCAGAGCAUAGAAAGAAUUGCAUCAAUUGCUCGCAAUACCUUUGUAUUAGGUAAUUGAGAUUCUUCUCAAUUUUCGAACAAUUAUUGCCAUAACGUAAUUUAUCUGCUUUCUAUUUUUGUAGCAUUUUAUUUUAUAGAUAUUAAUGAAAUAAUCGUUAAUUUUAGGACGAAUAAUUUAUUUUUUAUACAUUCUAGCAUUCAGGACAAUAGAGAUAAGAAAUGAUUAAAAUAAUCAA